AUGGCCACAGAAGAUUGGAGAAAGAUAGACAUUGAUGCAUUAGAGCCGGAAUACCAUUUGUCGGCAGCCGAGCUCGUUCCUGACCUACCACAAGUGUCCCAAUCGCAAAUAUCAUCGGUGGCGCAACAAGUGAGGUCGCAAUUAUCAUCCGGUCAAUUCCAACAAGCACUUGAAUUAGCUUUGGACAAUGCACCUUAUAUCGCUGAUCUGCCUCAAACUAAGGAAAUGCACGCCAAGACAGUAUUUGAGAUCUUGUGUUCAAUAAAAAACAACAACAAUGUAUCAGAAUUGGGACAAUUUGUCAAGAGUUUGAAUCAAGAGCAACAGGAUACUCUCAUCAAGUAUUUGUACAAGAGCAUGUCUGAACCAUAUGGGCAAAAGCAAGGAGGGUUGUUGUUGAAUUGGUUUGAAAAGACUGUUGAAAUUACUGGCGUAGGUGCAAUCGCUAGAUACAUGACUGAUCGGAGGACUGUAUAG
Lodderomyces parapsilosis is the source of this 477-nucleotide messenger RNA. It is a transcript of the gene ARC15, whose product is annotated as Arc15p. The record is from RefSeq and is a predicted model, not a curated record. Gene Ontology annotation, biological process: Arp2/3 complex-mediated actin nucleation; regulation of actin filament polymerization. Gene Ontology annotation, cellular component: Arp2/3 protein complex; cytoplasm; actin cytoskeleton. The transcript has a single exon. NCBI's taxonomy places the organism in Eukaryota, Fungi, Ascomycota, Pichiomycetes, Serinales, Debaryomycetaceae. Gene Ontology annotation, molecular function: actin filament binding. Bases 1 to 477 code for a protein of 158 amino acids.